UUUUGUUAGCUACGGCUAUGUGGCGUCCAACGGGGCUGCCCUUUGUUGAGGGCAUGAGAGGAGGGACGAAGUGGUGUCUGUGCGACUCCCGCCCGCGCGGACCCCGGCCCUGAGCAGGGCUGUGCCCGCCGUUACUCAACGCCGGGAGCCAGGCGCUGGGCCCGGCGGGUCGCUACCCAAACAGCCGGUGCUGCCCGGGGCAGCCCACGGCCUCCUCGCGAGGCUACGCUGCCGUGACCGGCGGAGGACCCUAUCCAGGAUUACAGGCAUCGACCACCGCUUUUGUCAUGACACCGCGGGCUCCCACACCCCCAGGUCCCUCCAUGGAAGUAGAUCCGGCAGCAGCAGUGCGGCAUGAUAAGUAGUUCCGUGCUGACGGCGGUGCUACGAGUGGGGAGUGUGUUUUCGCAAUUCGGAGGGAUCUGUGGAAAGAGUGGGGUUCCUGUGGGUCGUCCCAGCGGCGGGAGUGGUGUCUGGUGUGUCUGCUAUGUUCAAAAACACGUUCCAGAGCGGUUUUCUCUCGGUGCUGUACAGCAUCGGAAGCAAGCCGCUACAGAUCUGGGAUAAGAAGGUGCGUAAUGGCCACAUCAAGCAAAUCACUGGCAAUGACAUUCAGUCCCUGGUGCUGGAGAUUGAAGGAACUAAUGUCAGUACCACAUACAUCACGUGCCCUGUGGACCCAAAGAAGAUCCUCGGUAUCAAGCUACCUUUCCUAGUGAUGAUCAUCAAGAACCUGAAGAAAUACUUCACGUUUGAAGUGCAGGUGCUGGAUGAUAAGUGCAUUUGCCGGCGUUUCUGAGCAAGUAACUACCAGAGCAUGACCCGGGUGAAGCCUUUCAUCUGCACCAUGCCUAUGCGGCUGGACGAUGGCUGGAACCAAAUCCAGUUCAACCUGUUGGACUUCACACGCCGGGCCUAUGGGACAAACUACAUUGAGACCCUGAGAGUUCAGAUCCAUGCCAACUGUUGCAUCCGACGGGUGUAUUUCUCUGACCGGCUCUACUCGGAGGAUGAGCUCCCAGCUGAGUUCAAGCUGUAUCUGCCAGUCCAGAAUAAGGUAUCAACAGGGAGAUUUGGCAAAGCAGCAGAACAGGAGUAGAAGUCUUUUUCCCGUGCUGAAGCUGCCCUUCCUUGCCUCAAACCAAUCCGCCUUUGUUGGGGAAAGGCUUGCAGAGGGGAGACUGCAGACCUCCACCAGUACUGGAGAGUCUGCGGGCAGCCGAUGCCUUUCCUCCCUGGAUCAGGCUCCCACAGCUACUCUGGUGGGUAGGUACCUAAGCCAGGUCCUGAUCCUUCCCUGAUGCUGGCCUGUGCAGUGAAUUGGGAAGACUUCA
Molecule: messenger RNA, 1334 nt
Organism: Melopsittacus undulatus (budgerigar)
Lineage: Eukaryota; Metazoa; Chordata; Aves; Psittaciformes; Psittaculidae
Product: cilia- and flagella-associated protein 20-like
Exons: 6
Biological process (GO): cilium assembly; regulation of cilium beat frequency involved in ciliary motility; positive regulation of cell motility
Cellular component (GO): ciliary basal body; motile cilium
Source: RefSeq, a predicted model, not a curated record